Molecule: messenger RNA, 2640 nt
Organism: Centropristis striata (black sea bass)
Lineage: Eukaryota; Metazoa; Chordata; Actinopteri; Perciformes; Serranidae
Gene: rd3
Product: retinal degeneration 3, GUCY2D regulator
Exons: 3
Coding region: 171-818 (215 amino acids)
Source: RefSeq, a predicted model, not a curated record
UCUCUCUCUCUGCUUCUCAGUCAGCCGCUCUCUUCAACAGCCGUCUGCCCGAUGUCUGAGGACUUUUGUUUUUCUGUUUUGCAGUGAUUUUGUUCCUUGUGGAGUCCAAGAAAAACUUCAGAAGAAGAAGAAGAAGAAAAGGAACACAAGGGGGGCUGUGAAGAAGGACCAUGGCCUCCUGGUUCAGCUGGAAUGAGCCGUACUACCAGAGCCCCCGGCGGGACCCGGCCGACGUGGUCACCGACACCCUGAUGCUGGAGUUCAGCUGGCAGCUGAAGGAGGCGGAGAGGCAGCAGAGGGAGCGGGAGAACGAGUACCGGCGCCUCAAGACCGGAGUGGACUACAGCUGGCUGGCCAACACGCCUCGGCCCACGUACAGCAUCAGCACCGGGGAGAGGCUCGGCCUGGAGGACCUCUGCUCCAAGGUGCCGCCGCCCUGCUGCGGCGUGGUCAUUCUCAAGUUCAGGGAAGUGAUGCAAGCCAAUGAGCCGGAGGUGCAGGAGGUGCCCGGCCUGUUCCGCUCCGUCCUCCUGGAGGCUCUGGAUAACCAGAAGGAGGAGCAGGAGGCGCAGCGUCUCGCCCACCAGUGGAGCAACAAACGUGCCAUGAGCAUGUCCCUCAUGAACUUCAGAUCACGGAUCAAAAUCAACCCGUUCGGAAGCACGGUGGGCCUGACCACCGCUGCGGCCGACGGGGCGGGGCUGAGCGACCUCAAAACCGUGUCGGAGGAUGUGGACAGAGGGAUGGAGCGGGCUCAGAGGGUGUGGAGCGUGCCUGACUUCAGAUACAAAGGGAGCAACAGCAGGGAGCUGGUCUGAUGUGUGGGGCGUUCACGGGACAGUGAUGGCGGGACGUUUCAGAGGGACAGAUGCUGAACCAGGCGAAUCAGGAUGAAUCCUCUUGUCAGUGUGAGACCAAUCAGCAUUCGAUGCAUAUAGUGCUUUACCUUUUCAGAGCCCUGUACUAUGAAGCGAGUUCAACAUACCCAGGAUAUCUUCUUGUGAUCUCGCUUCACUAAGCCUUACAACCGCAGUCACAGAUAAGUGGUGUCACAAAGGUGGUUAUCAACUUUAUGAGUUAACCCUUUCCUCUUCAGGCUCUGUGUGUUCACAUAAACGGGUGUUGGGAGCGUCAUUUGACUCAAUUACCGGGGAAAAAUGAUAGGUUUCUGCCCACUUCUAUGAAGAAUAUCAAUAUUAUUAUCACAGUAAAAGCAAUAGUGUUACUCUAAAUAAGGCAUGCGAUUAAUUUUUUUUAUUAUAAAAUAAUAACAAGUGUGAAUUAAUUUAUUAAUAUAUUUAUUUAACCACUCCAUGCGCUCUCAGUGACUACUGUUGAUUUCUAACCUGACAGUUGCACAAACUGUUACACUGAUAACUGACUUUUAAACAACAUAAUCAUGAACUGGAUUUAGAUCUGAAACUGUCCCAUAAUGAAGGAUACAUCAAAUAUAUUUCGUUUUGCUCACUUCAUAGGGAAAUUAUUUUUAGGCCUAUUAUAUUGGAUAAACAGGCUAACAAUAGGCAUUUUCCAAUAAGUAUUUUAUUAGCUGUAUUACCGGCAGUUUAAAACGGACAUCAGCAAAUCAAUAUAAAGCAUUAAACAUCACGUGAUAAUGUUAUGUUUUAAAGCAAUUAUACAGUAUUUCAUAUGCAAGUAAACGUUAUACUGAUAAAUAAUAUAGCAGUGUAUUAUUGUAUGCAACCUUAUUUUACAGGAGAUUCAUUUCAGAGACUGUGUGGUUAAAUGUUGAGAGAACUACAAACUGCACUCAGUAGUUCAGUGAGAAACACAUCAACUGAGUGCUACAGCGAUACACACAGUAACUCUACUGUAACUUCACGGCUCCAUUUGAUGACAUUAAUGUAACGUUAAGACUCAACAUGUUUACAUUUAUAUCUUAUUCUCCCUGCUGAGAACAUGUACUUCUCAUAUAAAUAUUCUUUGGGGUUUCUAAAGGGUUUUGUUGGCCUCUAAAGACUCUCGCCCUCCUCUGAGACCAACAACAAGGUCCACAGGAUCUUCCCAAAAAGGGUAAUGCCAUUUUCCAAGAGAACUGAUUGGUUAGUAGGCGGUGCUUUUAUAGGUACUUAUCUCUUAUUGAGAAUAUAACCUGCUACCGAUCAGGUUAGCUUCUCAGCAUGAGUUGCCAUGGUGAUCUAGCCAGAAAGAGAACCACCUUCGUGAUACUGAAAACCCAGAGUUAGAGCUGAAGUUACCUCGCUAACCUUUAAAUCCAGCUUCGUAGUACAGGGCUCAGGGCAACGUCCGGACUUGAAGCAGUUUUAACUUAAGAUUAUUGCCUCUUGCAGUGAUGCUUCUAAACAUUUAGGGCUAUUUACUGUAGGCCUUCUAGAGAUAUUCAUGUAAUUUAAAGGUUUUCUAGAUGCCGAAAUGUUGCGGAAACUAAUUAAACAUGUUGGUGCAGUUUCGUCUCGCAACAUAAAAUGGCUGUUGAGGUAAAAGCUCUUUUCUGACAGAAUGUUUGGCCUGAGAUUGAUGUGCACAAAUGAUCGGAAAUAGUCAACAUGAACGUCAUUCAGAGGCUGAGUCAUGCUCGCCCUCUAAAGACUUCUGUUUUUUCCCAACAGCACAAUAAUUCAUCAAUCAAGGUCAGCAAACGAAAAGCUAUCCUCCUGC